Arabidopsis lyrata subsp. lyrata is the source of this 915-nucleotide messenger RNA. RefSeq lists its product as uncharacterized. Bases 304 to 852 code for a protein of 182 amino acids. The record is from RefSeq and is a predicted model, not a curated record. Lineage: Eukaryota; Viridiplantae; Streptophyta; Magnoliopsida; Brassicales; Brassicaceae. The transcript has a single exon.
CAUGCAAGGAUCAUUAGAAAAUGGAUGUAAUUAAAUUACAAAUAGACCCUUCGAAUUAUGAGAAUCUCAUGAUGAUUAUUGUUAUAGUGACUAAAGAUUACAUAAACAUAAAUAACACAAACUAAACAUUUGUAACAACAUCAAAUAUCCUAACCUCCAUACUAUGCACGAAUUUAACGUGUUAAAAAUGGGACUGGAGCGUGAACUGUUUUAAAACAAAACCCAAAAAAUUUAAAUAUGAUACGUAUAAUAUAAUCUUAAAUGUAAUAUGAAAUCUCCAAGUAAAUAGUAAUCUUCAAUCAUAUGAAGAAAAACCAUGCAACGGCGGCGAUAACAGAGCCGGAGAUAGAGAUGACAAGCGAUGAAGCUCUUGCCGUUGGAGACGAAGCUUCAGGGCCGUCACUGGCGCCAGUUCCUUCGUCCGAUGAUGGAGACAUGUCUGGAGUCGGAGCUGGCGGAGAGGAGGCGGUAGGUGCGUCGGACGAGCUGGUAGGACCUUCGGAAGAAUCACCGGAGCUUGAGUCAGGGCUUGAAGCCGGAGUUUUGGCUGAUGAUGACUUCGGAGGCUUUGCGGUGUUGCCGUUGUUUGAAGAUGGGGAAGGGCUUGGAGUUCCGGUAGAGUUUUUCUUGGCCAUGGUCGGAGCAGCAGUAGGCGGUGAGGUUGGAGCGGAAGCGGUGGGUGGUGAUUUUGGGGAUGCUGCGGCGGCGGGAGAAGGAGAGGUUGAGUUCUUUUCGCCGUUGGCUUUUGGCGCGUUUGCCGAUGUUGGAGGAUCGGCAGCUAAUACAGCCGUGACGGCUAAUGCGGCCACGGCGAGAGAUAGGAGCUUAAGUGUCACUGUCAUUUUGUCGUGAAUGUGAUUUUUCUGUGGUAAAUAAUUACGUAUUUUUUUGUGGUUUAUGGUAAAAGCGAAAAAA